AUGAACGUCAUAAAACGAACGAAGGCUCAGCCCGUCUUCUCAAGAAACAAUGAAGGUCUGAGUCAACCUGAACGUCGUAUUAAAGCCAAACUACUUCAGUGCAGCGCAAAUCAGUCGUCUUCUGGUGAAAUUGACCUACGAAUCUCUUCAGCAUGCACUUACAGACCAACGAAAGUCUUCAUAACAUUCUAUCAUGAAUCAAUUAACCACAAACAGCAAAUCCACGAGAACCCAUCAGGCAUCUUUUCAGAACCGGUUUCUCAGGCUAAUCUGGCUACUAUUACUAAUCCUUCCAUUAUGCAAGAGGCUUCUCAUGUUUCCAUCACCUCUACUCACACAUCGGAUCGUGGGGGAAACGAAGUGGCAGUGUCAGCAGUGGAAUUUUCGCCUCCCAUUCAGUCAGAUUACUCAUCCAGAUCGGGCCGUCCACAAGCCUUGGGUGUUCAAAGUCAUUGCUUAGCCCCACCAAAUUUUUGCCAGCCCAACUCAUCAGAAGGCCAGUCUCUUUUCUCCAACUCUUCAAUAAGACCAAUCGAGUUUUUUCCCAAACUUCCACAAUCAUUGGUUGCUCAUUCCGACUCAUGCAGCACACGGUAA
Messenger RNA from Protopolystoma xenopodis, 597 nucleotides. The record is from the annotation of a GenBank genome assembly. Lineage: Eukaryota; Metazoa; Platyhelminthes; Monogenea; Polystomatidea; Polystomatidae.